This is a messenger RNA of Caenorhabditis briggsae, 1152 nucleotides long. It is a transcript of the gene Cbr-ctg-1, whose product is annotated as Protein CBR-CTG-1. Gene Ontology annotation, cellular component: cytoplasm. The transcript has 8 exons. The record is from RefSeq and is a predicted model, not a curated record. Lineage: Eukaryota; Metazoa; Nematoda; Chromadorea; Rhabditida; Rhabditidae. Bases 1 to 1152 code for a protein of 383 amino acids.
AUGUUGGUGUCGCCGACGGCCGCUGCAACCUCCAUUGAACAGCAAACUAUUCGCGAUCUCAGAUCGAUCCUGCCACAAAUCGAAAAUCUCAACGAUGGAUAUGUGCUUCGUUGGCUUCGUGCAAAAGGUGGACGAUUUGACGAAACAGCAGAGAGUCUAAGAAAACAUGUCACAUUCCGAACAGCAUGGCAUUUGGAUAAAAUUCAUCAGUGGACACCUCCAGAAUGCCUCGAAAAAUAUUGUGGAUAUGGAUUGCUGGGUGAUACUGAAGGACGUCCAAUUCUGAUGUCUUUGCUGGGUAAUGUAGAUGUCGAAGGGCUGUUGAGAUCUGUUGCAUCGUUGGAUUAUAUCAAGUUCUCAUUGGCUGCAAUUGAAAAAGGAAUGAAACUUUGUGAGCAGAAAGCUUUGGAGUCUGGCCGCCCGUUUGAACAAAUGACAUUGGUAUUCGAUUUGGAAAACAUCACCUCCGCUCACUUUUCAUGCAAACAGUUCGCUUCGUCUUUCACCACACUCGUCAGUCUGUUCCAGGAUCAUUAUCCUAUGGUUUUGAGGAAAAUUCUGAUCAUCAGGGCACCGGAAAUGGCACGAAUUGCUUACGCAUCCAUCACUGCAAUUCUACAGGAUCCCAUCACUCGUCUCGUGGAAAUGCCGUCUGAAUCCGAUUGGAAAUGGUCAUUGGCUCAAAUCGUGAAUCUCGAAGCGUGGCCAAUGUACUGGGGUGGAAAUCUUGUCGAAAACGGAGAUCCAAAAUGUCCAUCUCGUAUCAAAUACGGCGGUGGCGCUGUCGACGAAUCCUAUUUCGUGGAUCCGAAAAAAGCGAUGGCAGACUACGAUCAACUGACUACUGUCUACGCUGGAGACAAGCAUCUCAUUCAGAUCAAAGUGAAACGACCAAGUCGGAUAAGCUGGACCUAUAUGACUGAUGAGGACGAUAUUGGAUUCGAAAUUCAUUAUGACAAAACUGGAGCUUGCGAUAAGCUAACUGAAAUGGAAACUGUCUAUCCGUACAUCCGUUUGGAGUGUACCAAUGUUCCAAUCACAGGACAUUUGGAUGUCACUGAUCUUGGAAAUUAUGUCCUUGAAUUUGACAACUACUACUCGUGGUUCUCAGCUAAACAACUUCGCUACAACAUCGAAAUUGAGGAUUUGUAA